Boleophthalmus pectinirostris (great blue-spotted mudskipper) is the source of this 1590-nucleotide messenger RNA. RefSeq names its product double PHD fingers 1 (gene dpf1). Gene Ontology annotation, cellular component: nBAF complex. The record is from RefSeq and is a predicted model, not a curated record. NCBI's taxonomy places the organism in Eukaryota, Metazoa, Chordata, Actinopteri, Gobiiformes, Gobiidae. Gene Ontology annotation, biological process: nervous system development.
AUGAAGUACGUCCCGCAGCCGGCUGGUCUCGUGUUGACGUGUGUAAAAACUACACUUCCCCAAAGCUGUCACGGAGCGCUCCCGCCUCCCAUUGGCCGCUCGCCUCCGCCGCAGCCCCAGAGAAUGAAUGAAAUUGAAAUAGCAGCUACAUUACAUGUACAAUACCGGGCUCUGCAGUGUUGCAUUCUAUCAUUCUAUAUCAAAAUGGCUACAGCGGUACAGAACCCUCUCAAAUCGCAAUCUGGAGGAGCAGUCAUCAAGAACAGUCUUGGUGAGGAGUUUUAUAAGGAGGCGAUAGAACACUGCCGCAGUUAUAAUGCCCGCCUGUGUGCCGAGCGCUCCAUGCGGCUGCCCUUCCUGGACUCUCAGACUGGAGUCGCCCAGAGCAACUGCUACAUCUGGAUGGAGAAGAACCACCGCGGGCCCGGUCACGCUCCAGGUCAGUUGUACACAUAUCCUGCUCGGUGUUGGCGCAAGAAGAGACGGUUGAACAUCCUGGAGGACCCUCGGCUUGUACCCAUUGAGUUCAAAAUUGAUUACGAGGCGUCCCUGAAGAAGGAGGGAGGUAUCCCAGAUGGUCCAGUGCUGGAGUCCCUUCUGUCGGGAGAAGCCCUUGACAAAAAGGUGGAGACGAAGGAGGAGGAGUCCAUGAGCGAGUGCCAGAAGCUGCUGGUUGGGGAUUUCCCUCACGAGCUGGAGGUGGACGAGAUGGAGGAAGAUGUCCCAAAGCGAAAGAACCGCACCAAAGCACGAGCCUAUGGCGUUGGAGGAAUGAGGAAGAGACAAGAGCCGUCCGCCAUCGAGGACAGAGACAAGCCUUAUGUUUGUGACAUUUGUGGGAAACGUUACAAGAACCGCCCAGGGCUGAGUUACCACUACACUCACACACACCUGGCAGACGAGGAGGGUGAGGAGGAAUCAGAGAGACACACACUUCCCUUUCAGCGCAAGAACAACCACAAACCCAAGAAAGCUGCAGAUGGUUCGGUAAUCGCUAACGGAUACUGUGACUUCUGCCUGGGGGGGUCGAAGAAGACUGGCUGUCCUGAAGACCUGAUCUCGUGUGCGGACUGCGGGCGCUCAGGACACCCGUCGUGUCUGCAGUUCACGGUCAACAUGACGGCCGCUGUGAGGACCUAUCGCUGGCAAUGUAUCGAGUGCAAGUCCUGCAGCCUGUGUGGGACCUCCGAGAACGAUGACCAGCUGCUGUUCUGUGAUGAUUGUGACAGAGGCUACCACAUGUAUUGCCUCAGCCCUCCCAUGUCUGAGCCACCAGAGGGGAGCUGGAGCUGCCAUCUGUGUCUGAGACAGCUGAAGGAGAAAGCCUCAGCCUACAUCACUCUCACCUAAUCCACCGGGCUGCCCCUACAACUACCCCUACAACUACCCCAAACUGCCCCCUUGUCGUAGCCCAUACCCUCUCUGUGCCCCCGGCCCCUUCUCUACAGCCGUACAAUGUGUUUCUGACUUUACACUGAGCACAUAGCAUCACAGGGCUCCCUCAAACCUCAUCCUCUGCCUCCACUAAUUUCCACUGAUUGGUUACAGACCAAAUCAACCAAUGACAGGACCCCUGCAUCCAUAGCCCCG